Molecule: messenger RNA, 1243 nt
Organism: Vigna radiata var. radiata (mung bean)
Lineage: Eukaryota; Viridiplantae; Streptophyta; Magnoliopsida; Fabales; Fabaceae
Product: calcineurin B-like protein 3
Exons: 10
Coding region: 258-938 (226 amino acids)
Biological process (GO): calcium-mediated signaling
Molecular function (GO): calcium ion binding; kinase binding
Source: RefSeq, a predicted model, not a curated record
UGUGGGUUGUACUCUAUCUGUCAUCGACAACAUCACUUGCGUCACCUUCAUAAACACAUUCCUCCCAAUCAUCCAUCCCACUUCCACAAAUUCCUUUUAAUUCCAACCAAACCCUUCACUUCUCCAAAUCUUCUACGCACUUUCUUUUUCCUUUUCUGGUGUCUGAUCUUCUGCCUCCAAGAUCUUGCAUUUGGGAUUGUUCACCGGAAUUGGAAAUGGUUAAAAGUUAUGGAGUGUUCUGAUUUGCGAAAGAUAUCAUGUUGCAGUGCUUAGAGGGAUUAAAGCCUUUAUUUGCUUCCAUAUUGAGAUGUUGUGAUCUGGACAUAUACAACCAGCCGAGAGGCCUUGAAGAUCCUGAACUUCUUGCUAGAGAGACAGUGUUCAGUGUAAGUGAAAUAGAAGCACUUUAUGAGCUCUUCAAAAAGAUCAGCAGUGCUGUUAUUGAUGAUGGCUUGAUUAACAAGGAAGAGUUUCAGUUAGCGUUGUUCAAGACAAACAAAAAAGAAAGUCUUUUUGCCGAUCGGGUAUUUGAUUUGUUUGACACAAAGCACAAUGGAAUACUGGGUUUUGAAGAGUUUGCUCGUGCUCUCUCCGUUUUCCAUCCAAAUGCCCCUAUUGAUGAUAAGAUUGAAUUUUCCUUUCAACUGUAUGAUCUCAAGCAGCAGGGUUUUAUUGAAAGGCAAGAGGUGAAGCAAAUGGUUGUAGCUACUCUUGCCGAAUCUGGCAUGAACCUAUCAGAUGAUGUUAUAGAAAGUAUAAUUGACAAGACCUUUGAGGAAGCAGAUACAAAGCAUGAUGGCAAGAUUGACAAGGAGGAGUGGAGAAACCUUGUUCUGCGUCAUCCCUCACUUCUGAAGAACAUGACCCUUCAAUAUCUCAAGGACAUCACCACAACAUUUCCAAGCUUUGUAUUCCAUUCACAAGUAGACGAUACUUGAAGAUAAAUUCUCCUGUGGUUUCAUCCUUUUGGGUUGCAGGGCCGCUUGUGUAGAAAAGGGCAUGCCACUUUUACCAUAUAUUUGUUACAUCUUUGAAUAAUAUAUUUUAUUUUGUGGAUUCUUUUGCUGGUUUUCUUUAUCAUUUUUUUUCUUCAAAUUCCGGACAGAUUUGGUUCCCAUUUUUCAAAUCUAGGAUUGGAAGGUUGUGUAGAGUUUGGUUUAAAUUGUUAUUUAUAUUUUAUAUUGAUUGAUGAAGAUGGUCGAGAUACCCAAAUACUUAGAAACGCUUAUGUUUAGACAAUGUA